Messenger RNA from Candidozyma haemuli, 2499 nucleotides. RefSeq lists its product as uncharacterized. Gene Ontology annotation, cellular component: spindle pole; kinetochore; spindle pole body. Gene Ontology annotation, molecular function: microtubule plus-end binding; microtubule plus end polymerase activity. NCBI's taxonomy places the organism in Eukaryota, Fungi, Ascomycota, Pichiomycetes, Serinales, Metschnikowiaceae. The transcript has a single exon. The coding region runs from base 1 to 2499 and encodes 832 amino acids. The record is from RefSeq and is a predicted model, not a curated record. Gene Ontology annotation, biological process: microtubule polymerization; mitotic spindle organization; establishment or maintenance of microtubule cytoskeleton polarity.
AUGGCUGACGAAGAAGACUAUUCCAGCUUGCCUGUGGAAGAUAAGAUCGUCCAUAAAGUCUGGAAAGUAAGACAAGACGGGUACACCGCGCUUAACGACCAAUUUACCAAAUCCAGAAGCCCUGAAGACCCAUGCUUCUCCAUGUUCAGCCAGAAGCCUGAACUUGUUAAGCUGGUCGUGACGGAUUCUAACGUUGUGGCUCAGGAAGGAGGCCUUCAAGCUUUAUGUCUGUUUCUUGAAUACGGUGGAACUUCAGCGAACGCUACGAAAUUGAAGAAUGCUGGUCUUAUAACCAGUCUAUGUGAGAAGGGUCUUUCUUCUUCCAGAGCAGGAACCAAAACAAAGACUGUGGAGGCAAUUCUAUGGUUGGUGGAGCUCUUGAAUAGUGGCGACUCGGUGGUGGAGCUGAUUGUGCCUUUUUUCGAUAAUAGGCUUCCAAAACUUGUGGCUGCAUCUGUGAAUGCUGUGUACUUUAUAAUUGAGCAGUUUGGAUGUCAAGUUGCAUCUCCAAAACCCGUUAUUCCCAAAUUGGCUAAGUUGUUUUCUCAUGCCGACAAGAAUGUUCGGGCACAAGCUACAAAUCUUACCGUGGAGAUCUAUAAAUGGAUGGGCCAGGGCCUUACACUGGUGUUAAUGGAUAGCUUGCGUCCUGUGCAGCAGAAGGACCUUCAAGCUGAUUUUGAAAAGGUUGCUGGUGAUAAACCAGAGCAAAAGAGACUCACAAGGAAACAGAAGGAGGAGUUGGCUGUGCAGCAGGAGACUAAUGAUAAUGAGGAUGUGGAUAUGGAUGCCGAUACUGUUCAAGAAACGAAUGGCGUUGCUGCAGAGGAGUUUGACCCUUUCCUGAUGUUAGAGCCUGUAGAGGUGCUUCUGAAACUACCGUCGGAUUUGCAUACGCAAAUGGCUUCUUCCAAGUGGAAGGACCGUAAAGAGGCGCUUGAUGAAGUACAUGCUGUGCUCUCCAAGGCUCCAAAACUUGCCCAAGAUGAUUACACUGACCUUGUUAGAAUAUUUGCCAAGUGCAUGAAGGAUGCCAAUAUCCAGGUUGUGCAAUUGGCUGCAAAUGCAGUGGAGUUCUUGUCUAAGGGCCUUAAGGAAGGUUUCCACAAGUACCAGCACUUAGUUGUUGGGCCAAUGAUUGAAAGGAGCAAGGAGAAGAAACCAUCUGUGGCAGAUGCCUUGGCAAAUGCGCUAGAUGCCAUUUACGAAUCUUCUUCAUUGAAUGAUGUGCUUGAUGAAAUUAUUAAUGGAAUGAAGCAUAAAACGCCGCAGGUCAAGAUCUCCUCAACGGAUUAUCUACGUCGCUGCUUGGCCAACACAACUGUUCCACCCAAACGCUCACAAAUUGAUGCUAUUAUGGAAUCAGGAGUGAAACUUUUAAGUGACUCUCAGGAGCCUAUCAGACAAGCUGCUACGGAUAUGAUUGGUACAUUAAUGAAAAUAACUGGCGAAAGAGAACUUUUGGGCCUUUUAGAAAAGAUUGACGAGAAUAGGCUAGCGAAAGUCAGAGCCGCUCACGAUAAAGCUCAAGUGAAAUGCACAGCCAGUGCUGCUCCACUGCCUCAACGCAAAGCACCACUGCAACCUAGUCGAACCGUUCCAGCAUCAUCGGCAAGCAAGAUUUCCUCGGUUCCUCUGCUUCGCAAGCCACCUACUUCUUCUCAGGCGAUUCCAUCAAAGCGUGGAGCGACUUCUCCUGCCAAGAAGGCCGAAACUUCCAAACUUCCCUCUUCUGUGAGAAGUCUAACUGGGAGACUGUUGGUGUCUCCAUCUACGAAACCGGCCACUACUGCGCCCGAACCAGUUUCUAAAGGACCAUCUAUCAGCGCCCAGGAACUCCAAGAACUCGAAAGUCUCAGAAAAGAAAAGCAAGAGCUUCCUGCUCAGAACAGACGUCUUAGUGACUCACAGUCGCAAUGGGAGAUCGAAAAGCAGCAAUGCUAUGAUCAGAUCAGGCAGCUACAGACGCAAUUGGAGAACCUUCAAGAUGAAAGUGCUACCAAACGUCAAGAGUUGAUCGAUAAAGACGCAGAAAUCCUCCAUUGGAAGAACGAGUCCGGAAACUACAAACUCAAGAUUCUCAGUAUGGAGCAGGUGAUCCAGAUGUUGAAGCUUAAUCCUUCUGCCAAUACGGAUACGCUAAUCGAAGAGAGAAGGUCAGAUCCACCACAGCCAUUGUUCUCCCCAACCAGGACAGUGGAUCUUCAAGCUGAAGAGCCCCGGGGAGCCAACAACGAGCUCAGUUCAAGAGUUGAUCGUUUAUCGAUUGAAGGCUCACAUGCCUCCACGAACCAUUCGCCAGAGACGCAAAGAAGUAACUACGCCAGUCCUUCCAGACCUGAAACGUACCGCCGUACAAGCAACUACAGCACGACAAGCUCCAAAGAAAACGUAUCUGAGGACGAUAAUUGGAAAAAGGCCGCCGAAGUGACAGCACAGUUGAAGGCCAGAAUCGAAAAGAUGAAGCAGAGAAACCGUCUUUCUUUGAACCGGCCGUGA